Exophiala bonariae is the source of this 1989-nucleotide messenger RNA. RefSeq lists its product as uncharacterized. The record is from RefSeq and is a predicted model, not a curated record. NCBI's taxonomy places the organism in Eukaryota, Fungi, Ascomycota, Eurotiomycetes, Chaetothyriales, Herpotrichiellaceae. The transcript has a single exon. The coding region runs from base 1 to 1989 and encodes 662 amino acids.
AUGGGCAUCAAGUCGACCCUAGAACCACGAUGGAGUUCUCAGCCUCGAGCCAUGCAGAAGGAGCAAGGGAGCAAAGUGAAAAUGCUCUGCUUCUGGCUCCUAGUCGUGUUUGCGUUCGCGGUAACUAAACCCUCGCGCAAAUUCCUGAAGUUAUGGCAGGAGCCAAAUGUGCUAGCCGAUGAUCGACUGGCCAACUCUCCCUCAUUUGAAUGGUCCGAGAUUGUCGCUUCAAACGAACUCCAGUAUCACGACUGUUACGAUGGCUUCCAGUGUGCUCGACUUGAAGUACCAAUGGACUACCACGGUCCCAUCGAAUCGAGCAACAAAGUGGCAUUGGCAGUGAUCAGGAGGCCCGCUCGAGUCCCAGUCAAUGACCCUCAUUAUGGAGGAGCAGUAUUGAUCAACCCAGGCGGUCCAGGUGGCUCAGGCGUUGCAAAAGCGCUUGUCCACGGUGCUCUGAUCCAACAAGUCGUGGAUGCUGACCGAGAACCGAGCGAGGCUGAGGCCGAGGACAAAUAUUUCGACAUCAUCGGCUUUGAUCCUCGAGGUAUCAACCGCAGUACACCUAUCCUCAGCUGUUUUCAAGAUAACUUCGCUCGUCAAGUUUGGACCUUGCAGAGUGAGGCUGAGGGCAUUCUGGGUAGCUCCGACGGUUCCCUAAGGCUUGCCUGGAGACGUGCGAGAGCAUUGGCAGACGGAUGCUCAUCCCGCGAUGAUAGUGCAGAUGGUGGACCGUCAAUUUUGGAGCAUGUCAACACCACUCCUGUCUCCGCUGACAUAGUCGAAAUAAUUGAACGGCAUGGUCAGUGGAGAGAACAUCAAGGCAUCCAAGCUCAGGAGGCUUUUAAUAAGGCACACCGAUGUCACAACAACUUGGAUAUCGUCUCACGGACGAGGUGGCAGCGAGGAAUGGAGAAGCUCCAAUACUGGGGAUUUUCUUAUGGUACACUCAUCGGCUCCACAUUCGCGUCAAUGUAUCCAGAACGUGUAUCAAGAUUGGCCCUCGACGGAGUAGUCUCUACGGAUGACUAUUAUAAUGGCCCCUGGAAUACCAAUCUGGUAGAUACGGAUCAAAUUUUUGUGCGGAUUUUUGAAUAUUGCAAUGAAGCAGGUCCAGAUCAAUGCCCAUUCUGGCGCCCAGGGGGUGCUAAAGCCAUUCAGGCCGCAUAUGAAAAACUCUUGCACGACAUAUGGGAUGAUCCACUCUCUGUUGUUGGGAACAAGCGUCGUGGUCCGGAAAUAAUCACAUGGUCCGAUAUCAAAUCGGUGACUAAGAAUGCGCUCUAUCAGCCCGUCAUCCUCGGACCAAUAAUGGUAGAGCUGUUGCAAGACAUCACCAAUGGUACUGGAAGCCUCUUUGCGGACUAUAAAGAGAAGAGCCGUGUGCCGGCAUAUAGGUCGAAUGAGUGCAUCCUCGACGGCCCCUACUCCGAAGCUUGCGUUUCACCCGGCUGGAACGAGGUUGAAGCAACCGCUGCUGUCUUAUGUACCGAUGCUGAGGGCAUAGGUAGUUUCACAGAGGACGAGUUUCGCGAAUAUUGGCAGAGUUUGAAAGCUCUGAGCUCAAGUAUGGGCGACUACUGGGCGGAGACGCGUCUUGCCUGUGGGGGAUGGCAGAAGCGGGCGAAAUGGCGAUUUUCAGGCCCCUUCUCGGCCAACACUUCUCAUCCCAUUCUAUGGAUCGGCAACACGCUCGACACUGUCACGCCACUACGUAAUGCUCAAUACAUGAAUUCGCAAUUUCCAGGCUCGGUGCUCCUCCAGCAAGACUCCGAGGGCCACUGCUCUCAGACAGCACCAAGUCUAUGCACUGCCAAGGCCGUUAGAAAGUACUUCCAGACUGGUUUACUUCCCCCGGUUGGCACUAUAUGCCAGCCUGAUAUCAGACCUUUCAACUUGCAAGGUGAUGGCCUUAAGGAUCUCAGCACAAAAGAUUCGGAGCUGCUUGAUGUCUUGAAGCAGAUCGCCAAGACCAUGCAUUUUCCCUGA